Messenger RNA from Arctia plantaginis, 543 nucleotides. The record is from the annotation of a GenBank genome assembly. Lineage: Eukaryota; Metazoa; Arthropoda; Insecta; Lepidoptera; Erebidae.
AUGGCGUACCCCAGCCAUCCUCCGCCUGCACCACCCCAAACCAUGGGGUCUACGAACACCGUGUUCAACAAGGAAACGCGGUUCGACCUUUCAUACAUCACCACGUUACCCGGGGUCAUUAAGAUUGUUGUUCUAGUCCUUAACCUAAUUGGAUUCAUCUGCAUCCAAUGUUCAGCCUUCAGAUCAAACGGUCGAGGCGUCUACUUCAGCCUGGUCACGCACGUCGGUUUCUGGUUCUCAGGAAUCUUACUUCUGCUGUACUUAUUCCACGUGGUAGAGAAGUACCAUAAUAUUAAGUGGUUGAAGAUAGAGAUGAUAGCUUAUAUCGUGAUGGUGUUCUUGUACGUGAUAGCGUCUACGAUCGUGGUGGCGUUUGGGGCGGCUGCGUAUUCAGCAGCUGGGUUUUUCGGCUACCUGGCUAUGGUGGUAUACGGCGUAGAUGCUUUUAUUAAGUACAAAGCUUUAAAAGCCGGUGAACUUGCGCAAGGGCAACGGGUGGUCACCAAACAGACUCACGUGCUGACUCCGCCAGCGUUACCAUAG